Molecule: messenger RNA, 1488 nt
Organism: Scophthalmus maximus (turbot)
Lineage: Eukaryota; Metazoa; Chordata; Actinopteri; Pleuronectiformes; Scophthalmidae
Gene: cln8
Product: CLN8 transmembrane ER and ERGIC protein
Exons: 3
Coding region: 290-1156 (288 amino acids)
Biological process (GO): lipid homeostasis
Cellular component (GO): membrane; endoplasmic reticulum
Source: RefSeq, a predicted model, not a curated record
AUGACCGAAAAUUGAAGUCGUGUGAUGUGAAUUGUGGAGCUCCUCUCUCCGGUUGUUGUCGCUUCAGAUCGCCGGCCCGACGCGUCCACGGGAGGCCGCUCGGUACUCGGUGUUCUCCGGACGAGUUCGGUAGUUCCUGCAGGCCUCCGUUCUUUUGCACGUGACCCACACGCCAUGCGCGUGCCAGCCUCUGCUCACAGCCCCCCCUGCAGCUGAGCCCCCCACCCACCCCACAUCACACCUUAAAGCCCCAGUGACCCCCACCACCACCCCUCCAUCGACCAUCACCAUGGAUCCUGACCCGCAGCCCGGCCCUCUUCCCCGGCCCAGUGCAGAGUACUUCCAGUGGGACCACCGCCUCCGGCUCGUCGGCCUGGGGUUCGCCUUCUACGCGGCGACCUUCCUCCUCUCCCACCUCCUGUCCAUGGCGCUGUCCCGCACCUACAGGUCGCUUCUCGCCAAGGAGAGGGUCUUCUGGGACCUGGCAGCCACCCGGGCGGCGUUCGGCGUCCAGAGCACCGUGGCCGGUCUGUGGGCCCUCACCGGGGACGAUGCGUUGACCGCAGACAAAGUGCGGGGCCAGGAGGACUGGUCGUGGUUCAACGUCCUCACGGCCACGGGUUUCUUCGCGUUCGAGAAUGUGGCGCUUCACGCCUCCAGCGUGGCGUUUUGGUCGUUUGACCUCCCGCUGGCGACGCACCACUUCUUCGCCCUGUCGGGGUACGCCGGGGCGGUGGUGUGGGACUCCCUCGGCCACUUCCUGCCGAUGGUCACGCUGCUGCUGGAGGUCAGCACGCCGUUUACCUGCAUAUCCUGGAUGUUACUGAAGGCCGGCUGGGCACGCACCAUGAUCUGGAGAGCCAACCAGUGGGUGAUGAUCCACAUGUUCCACUGUCGUAUGGUGCUCACCUACUACCUCUGGUGGGUGGCCCUGUCCCACUGGGGGGAGCUCAGCGCCCACGUGGCCCUGCCCCAGCGGCUGCUUUUCUUCACGGGCCUCGCUCUUCUCACGCUCAUCAUCAACCCCAUCUGGACGCACAAGAAGACCAUGCAGCUGCUAAACCCCGUGGACUGGAACUUUGGGAACGCGCCGGCUCCCCUGAACGGCGCCGACGACGGCCGGCCUGUGGUUUCCGUCAAACCUCACGCCAGCUGAGGGCUCCCGCUGAGGUUGUUUCUUAUCCGACUGAUGCCACAUUUGUUUUUUCUUGUUUUUCUUUCAUAAUGGACAUGGGAAGUGACUUUUAGCAUGGUGGGAGUAAUAUGGAUAUUUUUAAGAUUUAUCUUGUUAGCUUCUUCAUAGGUGCGUGCGGUUGUGUAAGGCAGUGGAAUGGGUCCCUGCUUGCACGUGUCACUUUCACAACACAGUGUUGAGAAAUAUCCAUAUUACCAGACCAGUCUUAUAAAUGCUUUGUUUGCAGGAGGACAAAUAUGCAAGAUAGCAGAUGUUGCAAGAGCCAUUAAAAAGCACAAACUUACAAAUUCUAA